Hippocampus zosterae (dwarf seahorse) is the source of this 2523-nucleotide messenger RNA. RefSeq names its product BAR_ACAPs and ArfGap_ACAP domain-containing protein. Gene Ontology annotation, cellular component: cytoplasm. Gene Ontology annotation, molecular function: protein binding; GTPase activator activity. The coding region runs from base 416 to 2497 and encodes 693 amino acids. NCBI's taxonomy places the organism in Eukaryota, Metazoa, Chordata, Actinopteri, Syngnathiformes, Syngnathidae. The transcript is spliced from 23 exons. The record is from RefSeq and is a predicted model, not a curated record.
GCGGUGCUGCCCCAUUAGCAUCACUUUUGGACGUGUAGGAUGCAGACAGCUGCUCUGUUCCCUACCUAAGUUUUGCUCCAUAAGACAUCACAUCUAGAAAACGUAAUAGGUUUCCGUCUUUGUCGUAAGCGUGCAUGUUGAAUGGAACUGUGUUCCGACCAUGCGCAUUCUUGGUGAGUGUUAGGUAUCCGAGUAACGGGUGAUUUGUGGCGGCAGCGCACUCGAUGACGGUGUAGUUUCAAAGUGCCGUCACUCAACAUGUACGCGCUGCUGGAUUUCUCGGAAUGCGUCGCGGAUUCUCCUGACUUCAGGCGGAACCUGGAUCAAUGUGAGGAGGACGUUUCUCUGCUACAGACACAGCUGGACAAGGUAACGAGGUUGUGCGGCAAGAUGGUGGAGGCGGGACAAGUAUACAAUGCAGCCAAUCAGACGUUCCUUGCAGGCCUGUCUGAGCUUUUCUCACUCCACAAGGAGGACAGCGUCAUUGCGCACACCUUACUCAAAUGAUCAGGAUCAAUGUCAGGCUCCUGCAGAGCUUGCUGAUUAUUUGAAUCAGAACUGCCUGAGCCAGUUCAAGCAAGGCCUGCAGGAGCUGCUCACUUUCCACACUAUGUUGCUGGAUCAGAGUCAGCGAGCCAUCAGCCAUCAGCUCAGUAGCCUAUGCAACCAAUUCCUGCCUCAGCUGGCGGAAACACGUGAUGAGUUUCUGCGUAUCGGUGACGAUCUGGACACUGCGACUCUGAAGAAUGCUCAAGUGUCUCGACACAAGACCGUUGAGGCCGAAAGAGCGAGUCACCUGCUCAUUGCGACACGGAAAUGCUACCAACACUUUGCCCUGGAUUACUGUCUGCAGCUCAACACAUUCAAGACUCAGCAGAGAGUGGACUUCUUGAACUCGGUGUUCUCCUUGGUCAACGCUCAGCUGACAUUCUUCCAUCAAGGCUUUGACCUGCUCCGAGACCUUGAGCCCGGCAUGAAGGUCAUGGCCACACAGUUGCGCGAGCGCUCAGCUCAGUGUGCGAGCAAAAGGAAAGAGCUGGAGAACAAUCAUUUGCUGGUCCAGCAACAAGAUGCCUCAGGAGAGACGCUUUUCCAGUUGGGUCGUGGGACUGACGACAUCAUCCAAGGUUACCUCUUCAAACGCUCCCGCAGGAAGGCAAAAAUGUGGAAGAGAUGCUGGUUCUCCAUCAGAGACAACCAACUCAUCUACAGGAAGUCACACAAAGAGGCGUCCACGCUUCUGUUUGAGGACCUGCGAUUGUGUGCCGUCAAAUCUUUGGAGGACCUGGACCGACGAUUCUGCUUCCAGUUGAUGUCUGUGCACAAGUGUUGUGCCCUUCAGGCCGACUCUGAGCAAGUGAGGCUGGCAUGGAUGGAAGCGUUACAGGGUAGCAUCGAUAUGGCAUAUCGCGAGCGAGGCCAAGCCACGCCCACACAGCCUCAGGAGCCCCUCGCGCCGAGCGGCGGUGACAACGCUGCGGCCAAUCAGAGGACGGCGGUGCUGGGCGUGGCUCUGCAGGGGGCCGGCAACCGUUGCUGCUGCGACUGCGGCGAGGAGGAACCACGAUGGGCAGCCGUCAACUUGGGCAUCACGGUGUGCAUUCAGUGCUCAGGGAUUCACCGGAGUCUGGGCGUCCACGUGUCAAAGGUGCGCUCACUUACGCUGGACUCAUGGGAAGCUGAGCAACUCAAGCUGCUGUGCGUCCUCGGAAAUGAUGUCAUCAACAACAUUUACGAGGCACGGUGUUUGCACAGAGUCAAACCCACCACGGAGAGCCCGCAUGCUGAAAAGGAAGCUUGGAUACGAGACAAGUACGUCGAGAAGACCUUUGUGAGGCGGAAUGGCGACGAAGAUGGUCCAAUGCGUCAUGACAACUUUGAGGCCUCGCUACUCUUGCAUCUCUACCGAGCCGCGGUGGCUGGAGACCUGGUUGCCUUGGUGACAGCUCUGGCCCAAGGGGCACCAGUGAAUGGGAGCCUGGCCCAGGAGGAAGGACGGACCGCUCUCAUUGGGGCUGCCCAAGGGGGGUCGCUGUUGGCAUCCGAGUUUUUGCUCCUGAACGGCGCCAACAUUAACCACAGAGACCUGAGAGGACAAGGAGCUCUGCACGCAGCAGCCACCGCUGGACACACCGGGCAGGUGUGUCUGCUGCUGAAGCGAGGAGCCAAUCAGUACGCAGUGGAUGAGAGUGGACGCGACCCACUUGCCAUCGCAGUGGAAACGGCACACGCUGACAUCGUCACGCUGCUGCGCAUGGCCAGAAUGAACGAGGAGAUGCGAGAUUCUGAAACAGCGUUCGGAGCUACGGCGUCUGUGUGGUCCUUGCAGGAGAUGACCAAACCUUUCAGGACAUUUUCCGAGACUUUAGUGAUAUGGCAUCACAUGACCCGGAGAAGCUGGCCAGACGAAGAUUCGGCCGCAAAGAAGACGAUGAGAACCCGUGAACGUGUUACAUACUUGGUAGAAUUUUCAUUCUCAGUCUUAAUGAUCACCUAACUCACUCAAUGUCUGGCAGAAUUGCA